CGAUGGGUUCUCUGCAGAGGUGGCGCUGAGGCUGGGGGUUGGACAUGGCACCUUGGCACCAGCCCGACUCCUGCCUGGCUGCCAGUCCCCUGGGCAGCCCCCUGGGCCUGAUAUACUUGUCCCUUUGGCUCGUCCCCGCCACAGCUGGGACCUACUGUGACUGUAGCCUCGGCCUCAGCCGCGAGGCCCUCAUUGCCCUGAUCGUGGUGCUAGCGGGGGUCAGUGCCAGCUGCCUGUGUGCGCUCAUCAUUGUGGCCAUCGGAGUCCUGCGGGCCAAGGGUGAGACGUGUCCCGGACGAAUAGACAGCGGGCUGGUGGGCCACUUUGGGGUCCAGGAGGACCGCAUGGACCUGCACACAGUGCACGUGGAGUCGCGCCUCAUGGACCCUGAUAUGGAGGUCUCCAUGACGGUGCCGCUCGAGGACCAGGGCCUCCUGAGCGUGGACCCUUCCCUGGAGGAGCCGCCCCCGCCCCCACCCCCGCCCCCUCAGUAGGCUGGGGCCACAGGGCCGGGGAUUAAACAGUAUUUAGUGGUCAUGGUUUCCCUUCUUCAGGCUGCGGCACGUGGGAGUGAACGAGGGCAAGGCCCGUGCCCUUGAUGUGCCCUCUGCACCCAGCUCCUCCCUGUGGCUGUUCCAGGAAGCUUUGGGGGUCCUGCCCAUCCCCUGCUCACUGUCCCCACCCUAGGACCCACAACAGUCAACAUAAAAGGCAACGCCCAUCACAGCACUUGGGUGGUGCCCUGGGCUGCUCCCAGGGUCCCCUCAGAUUCCCAGAUUCCUGGGACUGUGCCCUCAUGCCCCCACCAGGAGCCCAC
Ochotona princeps (American pika) is the source of this 817-nucleotide messenger RNA. It is a transcript of the gene TMEM210, whose product is annotated as transmembrane protein 210. The coding region runs from base 45 to 494 and encodes 149 amino acids. The transcript has 4 exons. NCBI's taxonomy places the organism in Eukaryota, Metazoa, Chordata, Mammalia, Lagomorpha, Ochotonidae. The record is from RefSeq and is a predicted model, not a curated record.